Molecule: messenger RNA, 2283 nt
Organism: Dermacentor andersoni
Lineage: Eukaryota; Metazoa; Arthropoda; Arachnida; Ixodida; Ixodidae
Gene: Nsun5
Product: Nop2/Sun-like domain containing protein 5
Biological process (GO): rRNA base methylation
Cellular component (GO): nucleolus
Molecular function (GO): RNA methyltransferase activity
Source: RefSeq, a predicted model, not a curated record
CUCUGUGGCAGCUUCCGUAGACACUAGCGCCAGAGUUCCCUCUAGUAAUUUUUGUAGGAAACUCUAUGGGCAGUUAGCUAAAUUAUGGCUUGGGCUAUGGAUCGCGUCGUUUUGCCCUAUCUGCCGCUGUUCUGCUGCUGGCCAUUCUCGCAUUCGUGGCCCACGUGCGGUGCCUGUAGGUGGUGUUAUGAGCUAUAACUGCUAUUAGGAAAUAGAAAAGCCUAUGAUCAAGAAAGCUCUUUCAACACAGGCUCCAACGUUGCAGCAGUUAGUGUUCUGAGUAUGCCGCGGGCGUGGAAAGGAAUCACCCGCACGCCUAGGCGUUACAAGGAGGCUGCGCGCAUCGUUGACGCCCUGAACACAUCCUCGGAAUCUCUUGAGUCUUUGGUGACUAGUUCCCGCAUGCCGAACAAGACCCAGCUGGCGGCACUGGUGAUACAAGUAUCUAAGAAGCUGCCACUCUUGGAGGCAGUGGUUUCACAGAGCCCACUUCUGGAUGAGGGCCUGCCUAAGGCCUUAGCAUUGGUUCUGGUGCAUGAGGCACUGUUUGGGGUGCGGCCUCUCCCUCCAGGGAUGUGUGCCCGUGCUGACCAGGUGCUUGCUUGCCGGCCCCAGCUUGAGAAGGCUCUGGCAGACAUGUCCAGGAAAGGGAAAGUUUUGCCAGCAUCAUUGCCUCGCUACGCUCGUGUCAACACUCUACUGCUGCACACGUCUACCGUGAUAAGACACCUGGAGCAGCAGGGCUUCCGGUGGGUGCGUUACCCACGCCGACGUGGACUACCGUGGUUCUUGGAGCGAGUGCGCCACUUAGAGCCACAUGAGUUCCUCAAGGACUUUCACCUACGUGAUUGGCUUGUGUUUGGCACUGGUGCGAAGCUGAACACGCUGGACCUUGUGGAGAACUUGCAGCUUCUACUGCAGGACAAGGCGUCGGGUAUGGCAGUGAUUGCCUUGGAUCCCCAGCCAGGUGCAGUACUACUGGAUGCCUGUGCAGCCCCAGGCAUGAAGACCUCGUAUGCAGCAGCGCUUAUGAAUAACACAGGGAUACAGAGGUCCUCUUCGGUGGUGAAACACCUCCGAGGCUUUGUAGCCUGCAGGAGGAUCUUGGCUGUGGACAGGAGUGGGGAGAGGGUAGAAGCAAUGCAACAGCUAGUGAAAAACGGCGGCUUCAAGUCCAUCUGCUGGGUGCAGGAGACCGACUUCUUGGAGAUUGACCCGCAUACAGAACCUCAGAGUUCUGCUGAGCUCAUCAUGGUAGACCCAUCGUGCUCUGGUACAGGCCUCUGUGACCGACCAGGCCCAGACCUGGACCCUGAAAGUGCUGAAGGCAAAGAGCGGCUGCGGCGGCUAAGCUCUGUGCAGAGCAUGCUGCUAAAACAUGCCCUGCGUUUUCCCCACUGCAGGCGUGUGGUCUAUUCGACCUGCUCUGUGCUCAGACAGGAAAACGAGGAUGUGGUGGCAGAAGCUCUGGCAUGGGCUAAGGAACGUUUUGUGUUGGCCCACGCUUUGCCUGAGCUACCUUUUCGCGGCCUAGGUUCACAGGGCAGCCACUGUGUGCGCCUUGGACCAGACAAUUUGCUCACCAGGGGCUUCUUCCUGGCCGUCUUUGAAAAAGCAACCCAAUGCUGAGUUAUAAGGAAGCACAGGUUGUGCCCCGUAGUUGUUACUUGCUUUAUGCAGCGACAUUAUGUGAAAACUUCGAGCCUUUACACUCUUGGCAUAGAGUUGUUAGUUUGUAUUGUUCACCGUCCAAAAUUCACUUAAACCUUUUUUCACUACAUAUUACCGGAAGUGCCACUACAAUGCAUUUGGUGCAUUUGUGAAAUGCAUAUGAAUUUUUUUACAAAUAGGGCUAAGCACUGUCCAGUUAUUUCUUAAGAUAGUGCAUGACAGCUGCCAUCCGUCAAAAGAAGCAUAGAGCUUGAAGAAAUGACCUUGGGCUGGUUUUCAGCUGUAGUUCCACAAAUGUUGACUUUGGUUUUAUAUAAACGGGGCAACGUCGCUGUGCCGGAGAGUGGGGCAUGUCUGUGUAAUUUAUUGCUCCAUUGUCUGUUAUCCCUAUAAGUGAAAAAACUGGCAGCUUUACUGUCAGAAGCAUACAUUUGAAGCAAAUGGACUGAAAGUUUCACCUUUAAGCCCCUUUUCUUGCCUGUGUGUAGCUUUACAAGAGUUUUUGCAAAAUGGUUUCAAGAUGACGUUCUUUGUUUUCGUUGUAACACUGGCACCUCGACUGUCACUAAGCACAUUUUUGCAUUAAAUAAAGUUAGGAUAUUGUUUUCUGCC